GGAAGAAAUAGAGGGAGAUAGUAAUAUUUGUAAUACUUAUGAAGUAUGCUUUAAUUUGUAAUAUUUAUGAACUAUGCUUUAAUUUGUAAUAUUUAUGAACUAUGCUACAAUUUGUAAUAUUUAUGAACUAUGCUAUAAUUUGUAAUAUUUGUGAACUAUGUUAUAAUUUGUAAUAUUUAUGAACUAUGCAGCAAUUUGUGAUAUCUUUAUGCAGAUAUGGCGGCUCGAUCGUUGCUCGAUCCACUUAUUGAUCAGAAACAUCGUGCAUCGCACUUCGAGGCUGACCCGCAGAGCAUGGAGCCACUGCAGACCCGUACUCCAAAGAAGAACUGGAUGAUACACCCUCAGUGGGAAGACAGGUUGAAGUGGGCUGGACUACUACCUUUCGCUCGAUUAGUGGAGGCCCGAGAGAACAUUUCGCGUCUGAACUACGAUGCUGCUUUGAUCACCUGCUUAGUGGAUCGAUGGAGGCCCGAGACUCACACCUUCCACUUUCGCUGGGGUGAGAUGGCUCCUACUCUACAGGACGUGUCUAUGUUGCUGGGCCUUCCGUUGGCUGGUGAGCCCAUCGGCCCAUUGGAGGAACCCGUGGGAUGGAUGCACAGCAUGGAUGCACGUUUCGUUGGUGUUCGCGAGGGCGUUGGGCCUAUCUCUUUUGAGGCUCACGGCCCUCGUCAGGCGUGGCUACACGAGUUCCAGAUCGAGCAGUUCGGAUACCCCGAUGUACCGAUGACUGCGGCCCAGAUCACUCGCAGCUUGGAGGCGUACCUCAUGUGGCUACUCGGGAAGACGAUGUUCACGGACAAUCACGGGAAUACGAUCAGUGCGCGGUACAUCCCUAUAGCUCGGGAGAUAGCGAGAGGCCACCGAGCGCAGCACAUCAUUCGUGAGGGGAGGCUGGGGUUACUGCGGUCUUAG
Messenger RNA from Lolium perenne, 918 nucleotides. The record is from RefSeq and is a predicted model, not a curated record. Lineage: Eukaryota; Viridiplantae; Streptophyta; Magnoliopsida; Poales; Poaceae.